AUGCAAGUCGACUUUGGCGACGAGGGAGAGACGGAGCACAGUCUGCACCUGACAGCCAACGCCCACCAACACUACGAACACUCGGCGCCUGGCAGCGGGCCGGCCUACACACAGUUUCGGCAUCCGGGUGGUGGUGGUGGUGGUGGUGGUGGUGGUGUACCAGCAAUUGAUCCGGGACUGGAUCAGAGCACAGGUGCCAGCCGCAAUGUGCACACGCCCAUGUCGGCGGUCCCCCAUCAGGCCCAGUCCAGUCAUCUACUUCAGCCUGACAAUGCCGGUCACCUUUCCCACGGCUUCUAUGGCGACAUGCGCAGCUCCCAGACUCCCCCAGCGUCUGCAAAUGCCUCGCCGCGCUUCUCCCAAAUAUCCCCCACCAGCCAGCCGCGCCAGGCAGCAUCCCACUACGAGCCUGCCGACCGCGACACUCCAUCGCGCGAUGUAUCCGACGACACCAUCGACGACGCCUACGCGACCUUUAUCCUCUACUGCAACCCCAACUUCCCCACCACCAUCGACACGAGCGAACUAGUCAAGCUGUUUCGGACACCGCCAAAGAGCGACGGAAAUGCAUUCAGCACAUGGACUCUCUUCGAGCUGAUACGGAAGUUUGACGCGAAAGAAAUCAAAACAUGGACACAAUUGGCACUAGAUCUGGGAGUCAAGCCGCCAAACACAGACGAGGGGCAGAGUACGCAGAAGGUGCAGCAGUACUCAGUCAGGCUGAAGCGAUGGAUGCGCGCCAUGCACAUCGACGCCUUCUUUGAGUAUCUACUGGGCAAGCAACAUCCAUACUUCCUGCAAAUACCCCACCCCCAUAAUCCUUUCCCAAGUGAAGGACGCGAUGGUGUGCCCUUGGAGGAGGAUCUAGCUAUCCGGGCCCUGGAUCCCAAGUUCAAACCUAAGCGCGGACGACGCAAAGCCGAUGACGGAGAUGAUGACAUCGACUUCGAUGAAGGCACACCGGCUCGCAAGCGCCCACAGUUGGACACGUCAAUCCCUUUUGGCAACGUGCUGCAGCCCCAAUCAGCGUAUCCUACAAGCGCCCAUCCCAACAAUAUCCACGGAGGCUUCCUUACACCGCAAGAUCCAUGGACUUCAGUCUCAACUGUCACUCCUUCUUCAGCUAUGACUGCAGCUUCAGCACCUAGUCGUCUAGGCCAGAGCAAUUUGACCCCCUACUCAGAUUCACCAAUGUCUGGACAGCAUAUACGAUGGCGACUAAACACGCAAGACACACCUCAAACACCUCAUCCGCUCUCUGCUGUAACGCCACAAUCUGCGUACCCGUUCUUCGACGAGCCCCAGUCUGCUGUCACGCCAUCUAGUGCAAGGUCGCGCUCUCGUAGACGUCACGGCCCCGCGGUGUCCUCAGCAUGGUCAACCAGCAACACCUCAUCCACUGGCAAGUUGCGUGGUCGACCUCCACAAAACCGCUCAAUACGAGAUGGACCGUACACUACCUUUCCAGCCAACCCAAAGACCAAAGAAGGACCGCCCAUCGAUCGAACUCCAGGCAAUCUGACACCAAUUGUUGAGCGUGCGCAUUCCGACCCUCCAGCACCAGAAAACUCCUUCCGAUUCCCUCCCACCCCAGCAUCCGCCAUCUCGCCCUCAAAGAUGGAGGGGCAGUUCACAGGCGGCAUGCCCCAAAAGCAACGACUAAGUCUCCAAGUCCCCCCAAACGUCGGCAACCCAGUAGUCCGCCUAGUCACCCCAACCGUCCUCGUAAAUGGAGAAGAAAACUCCUCCCCAGGCACCAAUCUAGGCCCCUCCCCCAUAAGCGCCGCCUCAACACAAGCCGACACAUCAAACCUACCACGGCGCUCUUACUCCUUCAGAGACACCGGCGCAAACAAGGCCGCCACCACCAACACGCUCGCAGACCUCACCAGCAGAGAUCUCGACCUCGUCGCCACUCCCUGCAGUCCCCCCAGAAACACUCAAUAG
Messenger RNA from Alternaria atra, 1947 nucleotides. RefSeq lists its product as uncharacterized. NCBI's taxonomy places the organism in Eukaryota, Fungi, Ascomycota, Dothideomycetes, Pleosporales, Pleosporaceae. Gene Ontology annotation, molecular function: DNA replication origin binding. Bases 1 to 1947 code for a protein of 648 amino acids. The transcript is spliced from 3 exons. The record is from RefSeq and is a predicted model, not a curated record.